Messenger RNA from Eucalyptus grandis, 1721 nucleotides. Its product is annotated as coiled-coil domain-containing protein 93. The record is from RefSeq and is a predicted model, not a curated record. The transcript has 11 exons. Gene Ontology annotation, biological process: Golgi to plasma membrane transport. The coding region runs from base 426 to 1340 and encodes 304 amino acids. Lineage: Eukaryota; Viridiplantae; Streptophyta; Magnoliopsida; Myrtales; Myrtaceae.
UCUGUUGACAUUCAUGGCGAGAGAUGGAAGAAAGGACGUUUCUUUGUCUGAUCCGUUCGUUCGUUUAGUGGGUUGAUCAUUGAUGGCAGUGACACUACAUGGGUUGGUGAACCCUCUUGAGUUUCACGUCAUAUCACUGCUCAGAAUGAAGUUUGCGCCCUGUGUUCUGAGGUUGUUUGAUUGUUAGAGAGCAUGCAUUCCUUUCUUUGAUAUGAGUUCUGAGGAAAGCUCGAGUCUUGACCAAUGGCUGCUUGGGGAAGCUAGCCAUGGUGUUGAAGAAGCUUUAAAAUGGUGUUGAAGAAGCUUUAAAAUUGUUAAACUGCCCGCACCCUCUGCAAGCUUCGGACAUUUACAGUCUCGAAGUUGGAAGCGUGUAUCCUGUUGCACGGUGGCUUGUCAAUCAUAUUUGUACCUGUGUUGGAGUUAUGGGGGAUGAGGAAAAUACUCUUUGGCAGCUUGAUGGUGGAUUAGGUGCUGCAAGAACUACUUUUGAAUCUAGAUACAGCGAUCCAGAGGACAAGAAGCUGAUGAGAAUGUAUAUUUUAGAAGAGAUGCAACUCUUACACGAGAAAAUCAGGGCAGCAAAAGUCGAUUCUGUGGUUCACCGAUUAAUGUUGCUCAUGAAGUCACUGAAGGUCUUGGAAAAGAAAGAAUUGGAUUGCCAAUCUGAUCACACUGCAAAGAAAUCAGAUUUGGAAGCCAAGAUUAUUCACUUGGAGGAGAAAAUAUCCAACAACUGUGAUAGCAAGAGUCUCCAUGAUGAUUUAGACCAUUGUAUUAGCAAAUCACUGGAAAAGUUGCACCUUGCGAAGAAGGACCUAGCGGCUAGACUGAGGAUGGUAUUGUCUGUAAAGCGGCAACUUGAAGAUGUGCCUUCCCAAUCGGAACUCAUUCAGUAUGAACGCCGCUUUUCUGAGUUGAAUAUGAAUAUUGAGGAAAUUCAUAGACAAACACGUAAAUACUAUGCAACAUAUAAUGCACUUUUGGAGCUUAAAGAGCUAAUGCUGAAGGAAACAUCAUUAUUGAAUUCGCUAAAUUCCCAGUUUCAAGAUGCCAUAAGUGAUACUGCUGGUCGCCUGAAACUUAUUGAUUCCAUGGAAGGAAUUCUGAAGGGCAUAAAACAGAAGCUACAGAAAGUGCAAGAGGGGAUCCAGGCUGAUCAGAGAGUCUGCAAUACACUCAGGGAGAAGUAUGCGGCAGCAGCAGCUAGUCAGAGGCGCAGUUCUAGUCUGUUAAGAGCUCUUCAGGAGGAAAUCACGAGAAACCAGAGACUUAAGAGUGAACUUCGGUCCAGAAAUGCUGCUACACCAUGUGAAGUCGAGGUGAUAGGAAGUUUGUGAAGUUGUGGAACUAAUAUGAGGGUGCAGCUUUGGUCAAGAUGAUUCACGUGACCUGUGUACCACAUGCCUGCGUACGAAACUAGUAGUCUAUGCAAUGCAGGAUUGAGGCUACGUGCAUCUGGUCAUCCUGAGAAUCUUCAAUGUGGGGGCAUCAUGGAUUGAGGGUCCCACUUAGCAUGUUCAGGUAAAUGAUUGCAGAUUAUGUGGAGCGACAUAAGUCUUUAGUUACUUUUGAUGUUAGGUCAAGGCCUUAAAUUGUCGUGUAUGGUUUUCAAAGCCAGCACAAAAGCCAUUUAUCGGGUUCUGAAUGAUGUAAAAUUAUCUGGAUACAACCUUUCUUACCUUUGAUAAUUAUAACAUGAUUAUUUUAGGACAUUUUUU